CACAUUGCAAAUUUGGUUAGGAUGAUGCAAGUUUUGAAUGUUCAUUAUAUGGUUUUUUUAUUUUUGUAUAUAAUUCUUAAAAGUAGUGUGAUACCAUUGCGAUACUGAAGUUUGAGUGAGUAAACUAUUCGGGAUUACAGGUAAAAUAGGCGUUGCUGUAGAGUGAAUCAUACGAAUUUAAUGAUAGUUAAUGUGAAUAGUAUUUUGUAUUAUUUAAUUAAGUUAAGAUUAUAUACAUUAACAUCAAUAUAAUUAACAUCAAUAUAAAAUAUUUUAUAUGCGAAUAUAUUCAAAAAAUUAUGUACAUGGAAGUGAGUAAAAAUUUGUACCAGACUUUCGAACACGUGAUAUUUAUUUGACAAUUUUUCUUUAUCUUUUUCGUGCAUUUGUGUAAAAAUUUUUUGAAAAUAAUUUUAAUAUCUUUGGGUUAAGCUUUUCAAAGAAAUUUCAUAAAUAAAAAAUGGCAAAGAGAAUACAACCAUCCUGGGUACCACCAGAAAGAAAGAACAGCUCGGUUCUUAGGUUAUACAAUAGUUUAACUAGAGAGAAAGAAAUAUUUAUUCCACAAUUUGGAAAUCGUAUAUUAUGGUAUAGUUGUGGACCUACUGUUUAUGAUGCAUCACAUAUGGGACAUGCUAGAUCAUAUAUAUCUUUUGAUAUAUUAAGGCGUGUGUUAUCUGAUUAUUUUGGAUAUGAUGUUUUAUAUGUGAUGAAUAUUACUGAUAUAGAUGAUAAAAUUAUAAAAAGGGCUAGACAAAAUUAUUUAUAUGAGAAAUAUAUAGAAGAGAAUCAUACUCUUGAUGAAAUUCUGGAUGAUGUGAAAUAUGUAAUGUGUAUUUUUGAAGAUACAGUAAAGAGCACAAAUGAUGCAGAUAAAAAAUGCAUGCUAGAAAUAAUGUUAUCCAAUGUGGAAAAAGCUAUUGGAAAUCUUGAAAAUGCAGUAAAGCUCAAAGAUGAGGCUAAAAUAAAGGAAUAUCAAGAAUUAUUAUUAAAAGUAGCACGAGAUCCUUUGGCAGAAUGGUUGGACAAAACAAAAGGAGCUACUAUUACAGAACAUUCAAUUUUUACCAAAUUGUCACAACAUUGGGAAAUGGAAUUUCAUAAGGAUAUGGAUUCUCUAAAUGUAUUAAGGCCAAAUGUUUUGACAAGAGUUAGUGAAUACAUACAUGAAAUUAUAGCAUUUACUGAAAAAAUCAUAGAAAAUGGAGUUGCAUAUGAAAGUAAUGGUUCUAUAUAUUUUGAUGUUGCUACUUUUGAUAAACAGGAUAAGCACCAUUAUGCUAAACUUGUCCCAGAAGCAUAUGGUGAUACAUCAAGUUUACAAGAAGGAGAAGGAGAGUUAAGUAAUUCAAAGGUAUCUGAAAAAAGAUCACCAAUUGAUUUCGCGCUUUGGAAAUGUUCAAAGGAAGGAGAACCUUGGUGGGAAAGUCCUUGGGGCAAAGGACGUCCAGGUUGGCAUAUAGAAUGUUCAGUCAUGGCAUCUAUAAUUUGUGGAGAAAGUUUAGAUAUUCAUACUGGAGGAAUAGAUUUAAAGUUUCCUCAUCAUGAUAAUGAAAUAGCACAAGCAGAAGCAUACUAUAAUAAUUCUAAUUGGGUUAGAUAUUUUCUUCAUUCUGGUCAUUUGACCAUAGCAGGAUGUAAAAUGUCAAAAUCGCUAAAAAAUUUCAUUACUAUACAAGAUGCAUUAAAAAAACAUUCAGCAAGACAACUUAGGCUUGCGUUUCUUUUGCAUUCAUGGAAGGAUACAUUAGAUUAUAGUGAUGAUACCAUGCAUAUGGCCAUUCAGUAUGAAAAGUUUCUAAAUGAAUUUUUUUUAAAUGUAAAAUGUAAAAUUAGGUCUUUGGGUUCAGAGACAAACAUUAAUAUUUUUGCUAAAUGGACGAAGUCUGAGGUGGAAUUAAAUGAAAAAUUUUAUCAUGCCAGAGAUUUAAUACAUAAUGCAUUAUGUGACAAUAUUGAUACAAGAAGUACGCUUGAUGCGAUUAGAGAUCUUGUGACACAUUGCAAUAUUUACAUGAAAGAAAUUAAACAACCAAAUACAUUAUUGCUUAGAGAUGUCGCAGUUUAUAUUACAAAAAUGUUUACUAUAUUUGGUGUCAUAUCAUCGCACGAUAAUAUUGGUUUUCCAGUUGACAACAGUACCACGAAUUUAAAUAUUGAAGAGAUUGUUAUCCCGUAUCUCGAAAUUUUGGCAAAUUUCCGUGAAAAAGUUAGAAAUCACGCUAAAGACUUAAAAGCUAGUAGCAUUCUCGAGGAAUGCGAUACAUUACGUGACGAUAUUUUACCAAAUAUUGGAGUUCGUUUGGAGGAUAGCAAUGAAAAAAUUUGUAACAUUAAAUUGGUAAAUAGAGAAGAACUAUUAAAAGAGAAAAUGCAUAAGAAGCAAAUGGAGUUGGAAAGAACGUUGGAAAAGGAAAGAAAAAAAGCGGAAGCUGCAGCAAAAGAAGCGCAGAAAAAGAUUUCUCCUUCCGAGAUGUUUAAGUUAGAGAAAAAUAAAUAUUCUCAAUUUAAUAGCAAUGGUAUACCAACGCAUUAUAUCGAUGGUACAGAAAUCAGUAAAGGACAGAUGAAAAAGUUGCAGAAAUUGCAGCAAGCGCAAGAGAAGAGAUACAACGAAUAUCUUGCAUCCAUCAAUGGUGUUUAAAAUUUUUAUCUAUAUAGUAUUAAUCUUGUGCAUUGGAAAAUUGAUUAUUCAAGAAAAAUAUCAUUUUUCUAAAAUAUUUAUUUUCACUUUUUUUUAUCAUUUCAUUAUUUAUUAAUUUAUUACUGUUUAUGAACGUAACUACAUGAUAUUUAUGUUUGCGUUUGUACAGUAUUUAAUUAAACAAAUUUAUUUUAUUUUA
Molecule: messenger RNA, 2843 nt
Organism: Frieseomelitta varia
Lineage: Eukaryota; Metazoa; Arthropoda; Insecta; Hymenoptera; Apidae
Gene: CysRS
Product: cysteine--tRNA ligase, cytoplasmic
Exons: 11
Coding region: 461-2644 (727 amino acids)
Biological process (GO): cysteinyl-tRNA aminoacylation
Cellular component (GO): cytoplasm
Molecular function (GO): ATP binding; cysteine-tRNA ligase activity
Source: RefSeq, a predicted model, not a curated record